Molecule: messenger RNA, 1810 nt
Organism: Danio rerio (zebrafish)
Lineage: Eukaryota; Metazoa; Chordata; Actinopteri; Cypriniformes; Danionidae
Gene: elovl7a
Product: ELOVL fatty acid elongase 7a
Biological process (GO): long-chain fatty-acyl-CoA biosynthetic process; unsaturated fatty acid biosynthetic process; fatty acid elongation, monounsaturated fatty acid
Cellular component (GO): endoplasmic reticulum; membrane; endoplasmic reticulum membrane
Molecular function (GO): fatty acid elongase activity
Source: RefSeq, marked validated
UUGAAGACGGAACUCCCGCAUCUGAAAGAUGAAUUGAUGAAGGUUCUGCGGUCAAACCAUUUGCUUUUACUUUUUAAAGUAGCGUUACUUUACUUAGCCGAGAGGCAGAAGACCAGAGCCCUUGGUGAACGCGGGAGAACAUUGGGGUGUGUGUGGGAAUACACAAAUAUCGGGACUUUCAUCUGUUUUGUCACGGCUCAGAUCUUUGGCAAUGAUGGCUUUCCAAGAGUUUACAUCGACAGCUGUGCAGCUGUUUGACAAGUGGAUGGAAAGUUCAGACCCACGGACAAAAGGCUGGCUGCUCAUGUCCAACCCAAUCCCACAAAUGCUUAUCAUUGUAUUUUACAUCUAUUUUGUGAUCUCACUGGGGCCCAAGAUAAUGGAGAACCGGAAACCAUUUGAUCUGAAGCGGGUCCUCAUCGUUUAUAACAUCUUUGUUGUGUCUUUGUCCGUUUACAUGUGCUAUGAGUUUUUGAUGGCAGGCUGGGGAACGGGGUAUACAUUUGGCUGUGAUCUGGUAGACUACUCUCAAUCGCCAAAAGCUAUGCGGAUGGCAUCAGUUUGCUGGCUCUAUUACUUCUCCAAGUUCAUUGAAAUGUUGGACACAGUUUUCUUUGUGCUGAGGAAAAAGCCCAAACAGAUCACGUUUCUGCAUGUAUUCCAUCAUUCCAUCAUGCCAUUUACUUGGUGGUUUGGAGUGCGGUUUUCUCCAGGUGGCUUGGGCACAUUUCAUGCUCUUCUAAACUGCAUUGUUCAUGUCAUCAUGUAUACAUACUAUUUGCUGUCAGCUCUGGGCCCUUCCUUUCAGAGAUUUUUGUGGUGGAAGAAGCAUCUGACUUCCUUACAGCUGAUCCAGUUUGUCCUCGUAACCGUUCACAUCAGCCAGUACUUCUUCAUGAAAGACUGUCCUUACCCCUAUCCUCUAUUCAUGUACAUCAUUGCUCUGUAUGGCAUCAUCUUCCUCCUCCUCUUCCUCAAUUUCUGGCACCAUGCAUACACAAAAGGCAAGCGGCUUCCUAAAAUCCUGCAAAAGACAAUCAGUCCAAAGAACAACAAUGACAUACACCAUAAGAAAGAGUAAACUGAUGCAGCACCACAAACAAAACUAGAUGCGACAAUCAGCCUUUUGGCUUCAUUUUUAUAAUAUUUAUAUAAUGUUUAUCACGAGAAGAAGGUUACUCUGCCGACUGCGUUUCGGUCUGGCUUGAAUUUUGCCUUUUGCCCUCAUCUGGGCAUUUGUGUUGAACUCUGUCAUUGCCUCGAGGGCUCCUGUUUCUACUCAUUUUCCUCAUUGUUUUCUGCAUACUGACCCUGAUUAUUGAGACAUGAAUGAGUCCGAAGCCUCUCAGCUCCUUUCAGUCUCGCCUUUAUUGCCAUUUUAGACACUUUUUUUUUUUUGUUGUAUAUUUGGAUGUUUGUGUCCCCAUUUUUGACUGCAUCUGCAAACAAGACGACGAAGUGUUGGUCAUUUUCUUUUCCUAUGUAAAAAAAGAGAGAAAAAGUAGUGUUGGGGAAAUUCUACCUUGUACAACCAGGUGAUGUGUCUCCAUCAUGCAUAUUUUUGUCUGCCUUUCAACAUCCUGAAAAAAGUGAAUGUCCUUUAAGGAGCCGAUGCAUUGAUCUCAUCUUGCACUAUUGGUGAAAGAGGACAGGAAUGUGGUUGUUUUAGAUUGUGUAUCAUUCCAUUAUGAAUGUCUUGGGCUGUUUUGUCCCAGACAGGAUCUUGCAAUUGUUUUGUAAAAUGAAAUUCAUUGUUAACAUACCAUUUUUAAAUAUUUAUGAUGAAAUAAAUAAAUGCUUUAUUCACUUA